AUGAUCGGUAAAGCAGUCCUUGUAUGGUUUAGCAUUUUGCAAGCAAUCUCGAACGUCGACAGCCAAUCUGCAAGCAGAUUCGAAGCGGAGCCUAACCUACCUCUCGAAAUCCAAACUUGUACAGUUGGAAAAGGCUGCAAAAGAAUUCCAGGAAGCAUAACUUUGGAUGCUAAUUGGCGCUCAGUAAAGGAUUUGAGUGGACGACGGGAUUGUUUCAAUGGCACGGCUUGGGACAAAUCUCUCUGUCCUGAUCCGGAAACGUGUGCCAAGAAUUGUGCUCUUGGAACCAUCGAUUACGAAAAAGAAAAAAUCGCCACCCAUGGUAACUUGGUCAAUCUUAAAUUGUUCAAAGACAACGGGCGAGAUGGAUCAAGAAUUUAUCUUCUGGACGCACAAGAUCGAUACCAAGUUUUUUUUCUCUUGAACAAAGAAUUAUCCUUCGAUGUAGACGUGUCUAGAUCUUCAUGUGGAGUAGCGGGCGGGAUUUACUUUUCUGCGAUGAAACCCGACGGCGGGAAAUCAAGCACUAACCAAGCCGGAUCCAAGUAUGGGACAGGCUAUUGUGAUGCACAAGGGCCCAGGGACAUGCAUUUUGUCGAAGGAAGGGCAAACCUAGCCAUAGGGACCGCUGGCGGGGAAGGCGAAGUUGGCUACGCUUGCCCAGAGUUGGACGUAUGGGAGGCAAAUUCGAUUUCUCAAGCUUUUACAGUGCACAAUUGCCAAGACGCGAAGGCUACGGUUUGUCGGGGGGAGAAAUGUCGCGGAUUGUGCGAUGGGCCCGGAUGUGAUUUUGCGUCUUUUCGAAUGGGCAACACCAGCUUCUAUGGGCCAACAAAAACUGUCGAUACAACUAAAAAAUUUACCGUCGUAACUCAAUUCAUCACCUCCGAUAACACCGACAACGGGGAACUGGUGGAGAUACGGAGAUUUUACAAACAGGGUGGUCGAAUAAUUCAAAACAGUAAAGUGAACCUCCCGAACGCUUCGCCCUUCGAUUCCAUAACAAAUCAAUUUUGUGAUCAAAUCGAAACAAUAUUUGGACGUUCGGGCGGUUUUCGAAAACUUGGUGGACUUGGGAAGAUGGGAGCUGCGAUGCGUAAUGGAAUGGUUCUAGUGAUGACAAUUUGGGCCGAUAAGGUUCGAGGGAUGAGCUGGUUAGACGGCGAGAAUUCGGAUAAAACUCAUCAAAAACCUGGUUCAGCGAGAGGAACUUGCCCGCCAGGUGCUGGCCAGCCAUCCAACAUGAAGAAGCACAACCCAGAUGCUGCUGUUGAGUUUUCAGACAUUCGGGUGGGUCCGAUCGAGUCAAACUUCAACUUCAAGCCACAGGCUAUGUAGCC
Molecule: messenger RNA, 1340 nt
Organism: Puccinia graminis f. sp. tritici CRL 75-36-700-3
Lineage: Eukaryota; Fungi; Basidiomycota; Pucciniomycetes; Pucciniales; Pucciniaceae
Exons: 2
Coding region: 1-1338 (445 amino acids)
Biological process (GO): carbohydrate metabolic process
Molecular function (GO): hydrolase activity, hydrolyzing O-glycosyl compounds
Source: RefSeq, a predicted model, not a curated record